UCCCACUUCUACUGGCUCUCAUAAACUCAUUUCACUCCUAUAAAUUCAAUCCACUUCCACUUCUUUCCCUCCCACACUCAAAAACACUUCCAAAAACUUUAAACCCAAAUAUCAUCAUCCCAACCAUUUUACCAAGAACUUCAAAAACUUCCAUCAUCCCAAUUCCCAAACAUUCCUUUUUCCAAAAUCCAAAAAUGGCAUCCAACCAAACUUGUGCAUCACAAGCUUCACGUGCUCCCCCACACUGGAUCAAAGCCUCCGAGGCUCUCCAAUGCAGCCACUUUGAAGAAGUCCGCCAAAUGGUGACACAAUUCUCCCAAGCACAAACGGUCGAAAUUCAAGGCACAACCCUCACCGUCGCUGAGGUCACCGCGGUGGCGCGCCGCCCGGAAGUCAAGGUCGACCUUGAUGAGGCGGCGGCACGCCGCCGUGUGGCUGACAGCGCUAACUGGGUCGCGGAGAACAUCGCACGGGGGACCGACACCUACGGCGUCACUACCGGCUUCGGCUCCACCUCUCACCGCCGCACCGACAAGCCGGCCGACCUUCAAACCGAGCUCAUCCGGUUCCUCAACGCCGGAGUCAUCGGAAAAGACCCGAAAGACUGCCUUCCCUCCAGUUACUCCAAAGCAGCCAUGCUAGUCCGCACAAAUACACUGAUGCAGGGCUACUCCGGCAUACGGUGGGAGAUUCUCCACUCCAUUACCAAGCUCAUGAACUGUAACUUGCUCCCCAAGCUACCUCUCAGAGGAUCCAUAACCGCCUCCGGCGAUCUCGUCCCGUUAUCCUACAUCGCCGGGCUACUAACCGGCCGACACAACUCGAGAGUCCUCGCCCCCAACGGCGAAGAAAUCUCCGCGAUGGAAGCGUUAAAAAGAGCCGGAAUUUUCUCUCCAUUCGAGCUUCAGGCGAAAGAAGGCUUAGCUCUUGUUAACGGCACGGCCGUAGGAUCGGCGGUGGCUGCCACGGUCUGUUUCGAUGCAAACGUCUUGGCUCUGCUUUCGGAGAUUCUCUCUGCUCUGUUUUGCGAAGCGAUGCAGGGGAAAACAGAGUAUACUGAUCCCCUGACUCACAAACUCAAACACCAUCCUGGCCAGAUCGAAUCAGCUUCCAUAAUGAAGCAUCUUUUGGACGAGAGUGAUUUGGUUAAAGAAGCAAAAUCUCGUCAAGAAAGAGAUCCGCUGACGAAGCCGAAACAAGACCGGUACGCUCUGCGAACGUCGCCGCAGUGGCUCGGGCCUCAGAUUGAGGUCAUCCGAAUGGCGACUCAUUCAAUCGAGAGAGAGAUAAACUCUGUUAAUGACAACCCUUUGAUUGACGUCUCGAGAAACAUUGCUCUUCACGGCGGGAAUUUUCAGGGGACGCCGAUCGGCGUGUCGAUGGAUAAUCUCCGAAUCGCGGUAGCAGCCAUCGGAAAGCUCAUGUUUGCUCAGUUUUCCGAGCUUGUUUGUGAGCACUACAACAAUGGCUUGCCUUCUAAUCUCAGUGGGGGGCCGAACCCGAGCCUGGACUACGGAUUCAAAGGCGCGGAAAUCGCCAUGGCUGCCUAUUGCUCCGAACUUCAGUACUUGGCGAAUCCCGUCACGACUCAUGUCCAAAGCGCCGAGCAGCACAACCAGGACGUGAACUCCCUGGGGCUGGUUUCGGCGAGGAAAAGCGCCGAGGCGAUCGGGGUACUAAAACUUAUGUCGGCAACUUUCAUGGUGGCGCUUUGCCAGGCGAUUGAUCUGAGACAUUUGGAGGAGAACAUGAGGGAAGUAGUCAAACAGGUUGUUCUUCAAGUUGUGAGAAAAACCCUUUAUACAAAUGAAGAUGGAUCUUUGCUUGAGUCAAGAUUUUGCGAGAAAGAGCUCUUGCAAGCCGUCGAAAACCUGCCGGUCUUCGCCUACAUCGACGACCCUGCAAAUCCUUCUUAUGCUCUCGUGCCGAAACUGAGGGAAAUUGUUGUGGAACGAGCGUUGAAAGAUGGUAAUACUAAAGAAGAAUGUGGGGAGAGGAAAGGGUACUUAAUUUUCAAGAGAAUUCCUGUUUUUGUGGAGGAGUUGAAGGCCAGGCUCGGCGAAGAGGUGGCGAAAGAGAGGGAGAGAUUAGACGGCGCUGCCGGCGGCAGAGAUUGCUUGGCGGCGAAGAAAAGGAUUGAGAAUUGCAGGACUUAUCCGGUUUACAGUUUUCUGAGGAGUGAAGUUGGGACUGAGCUUCUCAGUGGUGCAAAAAGGGUGAGUCCUGGUGAGGCUAUAGAGAAGGUUUAUGAGGCCAUCAAUGAAGGGAAGCUUGGAGAUGUUUUAUUGAAGUGCCUUAAAGAUUGGGAUUGUUCUGUUUGAUGUUUUUAAUGGUUUUUUAUGUGUUAGUUUAUUGAGUUUUGAGUAUUUUCUCCUCUAUUUCCAUCUACUGUUGCUUUGUAGUUUGUUCCCGGGUCCGUUAGGGAACUAUGCGUGCCAUGCCUGUAGGACGCUAAGAGCCAUAGAGGAGUGCACGAAUGUAAGGGUGCCGACACGAUACAUGUGUACGGGGUGAAUCAUAGAUGAAUAAAAUUAAA
Molecule: messenger RNA, 2536 nt
Organism: Morus notabilis
Lineage: Eukaryota; Viridiplantae; Streptophyta; Magnoliopsida; Rosales; Moraceae
Product: phenylalanine ammonia-lyase
Exons: 1
Coding region: 195-2321 (708 amino acids)
Biological process (GO): L-phenylalanine catabolic process
Cellular component (GO): cytoplasm
Molecular function (GO): ammonia-lyase activity
Source: RefSeq, a predicted model, not a curated record